CAUGAUUUGUGCCCAUGGGGAGACCCUUUUACUUUUCCACCCUUCCUUAAAAUUAAUACUACGACUCUUUCCAUAAUUCCAUUUUCCACCCGAAAAUUGAAAUUAAUAUUUUCCAAUAGGAAGGAAAUAUUCGUACAUCGCCCCUCAUCCCUUCCGCUCUGUGCAUUCAUUCAUCUCCCCUGCAGUUACUCUUCGGCCUACCGCUUCACGAGCUCACACGGCGUUAUCUGUUUCGACUCUGUGAAACGUUGGACUGAGGGUCAAUAUGCUCAUUUAUAGAUUGGCUCUGGUCAGCAUAAACGGCCAUCUUAGUUUGUAGUUUUCACAAUAGUUCUGAUAUAUGUGAGAUUUGAUACUAAAGCCUAAAAGUUGGAAUGCUGGGAAAAGAAGACACUUCCUGUCCUGAAGGAGAAGGUGAUAGUGGGAGUAGUGAUUUGAGGGGGCCAUGCCAAAUCUCAAGUGGCCGAAGAAUGUAUUGGCGGUCAGCUUCAUGGUCCUCUUCAAGGACUUCAUUGCCUCCACUGAACCCGGACAUUGACAAAGACAGUUUAGAUCCAAAUGGCAAUAGUAGCGCGCAUAGUCUGGGGCCAUUAACCCCUAGGUCAUCUCAACAUAAUUUUAAAGGAAGAUCAUGUCUUCCACCUCUGGCAAUUGCUCGUAGGAGUCUAGAUGAGUGGCCGAGAGCAGGGUCUGAUGACAUCGGGGAGUGGCCGCUUCCUUGUACUCCUAGUGGGAGGGAUUCAAGCAACAACUGCGAGAGGCUCAAGCUUGAUCUUUCAAAUAUACCUAAACAUACAGAGAAAAAUGGAGGUCUUGUUAAAAGAGAAAAGAUUGCUUUUUUUGACAAGGAGUGCUCAAAGGUCGCUGAUCACAUCUAUCUUGGUGGGGAUGCGGUUGCCAAGGACAGGGAAAUUCUUAAAAAGAAUGGAAUCACCCAUAUUCUUAACUGUGUAGGCUUUGUUUGCCCUGAGUAUUUCAAGUCCGAUUUUGCUUACAGGACUUUGUGGUUGCAGGAUAGCCCAUCAGAGGAUAUUACUAGCAUUCUCUAUGACGUGUUUGACUACUUUGAGGAUGUUAGGGAACAAAAUGGUAGGGUUUUCGUUCAUUGUUGCCAGGGGGUUUCUAGGUCUACGUCGUUGGUGAUUGCUUAUCGUAUGUGGAGAGAAGGACAAAGUUUUGAUGAUGCCUUUCAGUAUGUGAAGGCAGCCAGGGGGAUCGCUGAUCCAAAUAUGGGCUUUGCUUGCCAAUUACUGCAGUGCCAGAAAAGGGUGCAUGCUUUUCCUUUGAGCCCCAGCUCAUUACUAAGAAUGUAUAGAAUUGCGCCACAUUCACCAUAUGAUCCAUUACAUCUUGUCCCGAAAAUGUUAAAUGAUCCAUCUCCAUCGGCUUUGGAUUCCAGAGGUGCAUUUAUAAUACACAUGCCUUCUGCAAUAUAUGUUUGGAUUGGCAAGAAAUGUGAAGCAAUCAUGGAAAGAGAUGCCAGAAGUUCUGUUUGCCAAAUCGCUCGCUAUGAGAAAGUGCAGGGACCAAUAGGAAUGAUAUGUGAGGGAGAGGAGCCUUCUUACUUCUGGGAUGCUUUUUCCAAUCUGAUGCCAUUAAUGGACAAAUCUAACAAAGGGGUUGAUGGUGGUGGGUCGUUGAUAAAAGUAUGUCCAGGAAGACGGAUUGUGGACACAUAUGAUAUUGACUUUGAAAUUUUUCACAAGGCUAUUGUUGGUGGGUUUGCACCUCCUUGUGCUUCAUCUGAGACUGAACAUGAGACCAGCCUGCCUGUCAGGGAAAGCUCAUGGAGUGUGUUGAGGCGUAAGUUUGUUUCUGGUAACAUGAAGGAUUUCAUAUCUGCUUCAAAACAGGGCCUCUUGAAAGUCUACCCUGAUUCCAUGUGUAUAGUAGCUGAUAAUUCAGCAUCUAAACAGUUGCAUUCUUCUUUUCUAUCCUCAUCAUCAACUUCUUCACCUUCUCCACCAUCAGUUUCCUUAUCUUUAUCAUCAUCGUUUUCUUCUUCAUCAUCCUCAUCGUCGACCUCAUCACCACCUUAUCUUUCCCCAGAUUCAUUCUCUUCUGAUUCGAGCAUUAGUUCUUCACGAUGUUCUGAUUCACCUGCAGUAUCUUCUCCAGUUGCCCCCUGUGCAGAUUUUGCAUCUUCACCUCUAUCUAGAUUUUCUGAUAUGUCCCUUCUUCCAUCGAAGAUUUCUCCAAAGUCAAUAUCUAGAACUACAAUGUAUAUUGAUGUGAAUUUUACUCCACGUUCUUCACAAUCAACUUCUACGCAAUCUAGAAAGCUCCCGCUCUCUAUUGCUGAAAGGAGAGGCUCUUCAAAGUGCUUGAAGCUACCCGCGUUGACUGAUGACUCUCUGGGGAAAGAUACCCUUCCAAGUAUUUAUUUCAGCACACAAGAUGGCAUUGGUGUGACAUAUGAACCCAGCUUAGGAAAUGAGUCACUUAGGACGGAAGGCAUUUUAGAGCCUCAUAGAGGGGCAAACGCAAGUAAAGAAGCUGACUCACUUAGGAUUUCAGAUAUUGUAGUAAAAAAUGAUUCUCUCUUUGAAGAUGUUAUAUCCAGCACCCGUAAUAAGAGGGAAAAACAUGCUUCUGGAGAAAAUCAUGUGCUAAUCUUUAAUGGACUGUCUGAUAGUCAUCAAAAUAACCUUUUGCAACCUUUAGUAUUUCAGUGGCCCAACUUGGAAAAGGUUGAACAUUUGAGUGCCGAUGAUUUAGACUCCAGUUCUGUAUAUAUUUUUGUUACAUCUAGACCACAAUUUAAAAAUGUCGAGGAUAGGAUUUUAUAUUUUUGGGUAGGAAGCUCAUUCAGAUGCAAGUCCAGUAAAAAAUUCUCCGGGAACUGGCAAAGGCUAUGUGACUCAGAAGAAAUUGAAUGGGGAAAAGUUACUUCUGAUGCCCUUCACCGAAUGGGACUACCAUUGGAUACUGACAUCAAGAUUGUCAAAGAAAAUGAAGAACCGGAGGAGUUGCUAUCUUUAUUGAAUUAUUACAAGUAAUGAUAACAUGAUAUGCGGAUAAGAGGCAUACAAUAAUUCCAGUAGAACACACCUCUUGCAAACCUUUUUGAGCAUCCACGAGACCACGAUGCAAUUGUGCCAUCCUUGGGAAUGACAUUAGAGAAUAUUAAAAGGAGCUGCGUUUAAGGUUGCCAGAGGUGUGGUUUGACUAAUGGAUGUACAGUGCCGCAACCCAAUGAGACCUGGGGGAGUUUGCCCCCCUGACUCAAUCUGGGUGUACAAUUUGGAUGACUAAGAAAUAGAUUACUAUUAUUAUUAUUUGCUAUUUUUUUUAUAAAGACAUGUAGAUUCUCAAGUAAAAUAGCCUCAAUUGCAAUUUCCAUUCUUGACUACAAUUGAAUUGUACAUUUUCAUAUCCUAAUUAUAUAAAGGCCUCAUACUCGGACAGCUACAGCGUUUAAAUCCAAAGCUUUGGUUUUCAUAGCUUAGCAAGCGUACCUUGAACUCUGAACCUUCUGUAUAUGCCAAUUGCCAAGUCGUUUUAGGGGCUGUUUACUUU
Molecule: messenger RNA, 3519 nt
Organism: Cuscuta epithymum
Lineage: Eukaryota; Viridiplantae; Streptophyta; Magnoliopsida; Solanales; Convolvulaceae
Source: the annotation of a GenBank genome assembly